ACCUCCUGGUCCUUAUUCCGGAACCAGUACUCUUGCUUUGGUGGCUCGUGUUUCUGCCUUCUCUGUAGGACUCGUUUAUGGAAGCAUGAAACUCAAGUAUCUCCAGAUCAAGGACCCAAGGCAGACCAAAGAGAGGAACGCAGCAAAAUCCCUGUCUGAGGCCCGCGAAGCACACAGAGAUCCUCACCGGUUAUUUGUUUCUGUAGAUGCAAUGAUAGAAGGGGCACGCGUUCGGCUUAAUGGGUGGCAGCGGGCUGCAGUUGCUCUUGGUUCUGGGGUGGGAGCGUUAGUGGACCCACGAAGAGCAGAUUUGAUAGCUGCUUUGGGGGAGACAACUGGGAAGCCUGCUUUUGAAAGGGUUCUAGAAAGGAUGAAGAGAAGUCCUGAAGGCAGAGCUGUACUGUCUGACCGUCCUCGUGUCAUCUCUUCAAAAGUGGGGCACGCAUGGGACCUACCUGCCAACACAUUUGGUGCCGCCUAUGCAAGGUUCAUGGGUUCUAGAAACUUCUCCCCAGACGAUAGGCCACCGGUCCGGUUCAUGGAAACAGAGGAGCUAGCAUACGUUGCAAUGCGAGCUCGCGAGGUCCAUGACUUCUGGCACACCCUUUUUGGCCUUCCCACCAACUUGAUUGGCGAGUCAGCACUCAAGGUGAUAGAGUUUGAGCAAAUGAUGCUUCCCAUGUGCCUGUUGUCAGUCGUAGGAGGAACGGCAAAAUUUAAUGAGAAGCAAAGGGCACUGUUCUACCAGCAUUACUUCCCCUGGGCCUGCCGUGCUGGAUUGCGAUGCACAGACCUAGUGUGUGUAUACUAUGAGCAGCACUUUCAUGAGGAUUUGGAGGAUGUUCGGCUGCAAUGGGGUAUAAUUCCUGCUCCUGCUCCUGCUCCCAAAUGAAAUGUGGUCAUGGUUAGUUAAUAGCUCCCAAAUGAAAUAUGGUCAUGGGAUGAGAGAUAUCGCGAAGUGGACAUCAGGAUUUGAAUUUCAUCAACUCGUUGGGUCAUAUGCUUGGGAGGCUUGGGAAGGGCGGUAGCUGUUGUGUACUGGUUCCUAGAUGGGUUUUGUGCUUCACACUCUAAUUAUCAAACCAGUGCAGACAUAUGUUCUGGUUGUCUUUGAUUUUGUGUGUUUUAGAUAGUAUGCAUCUUGUUAUCUUGUGUUUAUGGGAGGGUUCCAUCUUCAAAUACCAAAAUUAGUUGAUGAUGGCAGUUGUUUUGCAGUUCUUAGUUUAGUUUUUUGGCUAUAAUGGUUGAUUUUAGGGGAGUUCGAUGUGGUUAUGAUCUUUAUCUUUUCGGAUGUUUUGCUCAGGUAUGCCCCUCGUAUAAAUGUGUUUUUAUUUUGUCUUCUUUAA
This is a messenger RNA of Camellia sinensis, 1346 nucleotides long. Its product is annotated as ubiquinone biosynthesis protein COQ4 homolog, mitochondrial-like. The record is from RefSeq and is a predicted model, not a curated record. Gene Ontology annotation, cellular component: mitochondrial inner membrane. Gene Ontology annotation, biological process: ubiquinone biosynthetic process. Lineage: Eukaryota; Viridiplantae; Streptophyta; Magnoliopsida; Ericales; Theaceae.